UGAACAUGUACCGGAGCUUGCAGGUCAACUCAACAGCCAAGUAGCUGAACAGUUCUUCGCAAAGAUGCGGAAGAACAAUUAUUUCAUCAACAAUAUGUCGCCUUCAGCUCACAUUUUUCUGGUGCGAAACAUUUUUCAUCACCACAAUGAAAAAAAGGAGAGACAAACCAUUGAGAAGAUGAAAAGAAAUGUGAGGAAUGUCAGUAUCACACUGGACACACUUGGGAAGGCAGUAGCAGCUCCACAGACUUCAAUGGGCACUCAGACUUCAUUGGAACCCACAAGAAAUCUUGCUGGAACAACUCCCGACAGGGAAACUUUCCUGUGUGACAUACAGCCGCAGAGAUCAUGCUGGGGUUUGAAACCUAGUCCACCACAAAAAAAUAUGCUGAAAUAUGUCUUGGACCCCAAAAGAAAUCCAGAUGAAACAAUUAUACGAACCCAGUUUACCAAAGUGCAGCAAGUUACCUUGCAACGCAGAGACUUUUUGACUCUGGGCUUGGCACGGGAGUUGGAGGCCACAAUAGCAAAUUGCUGUUUUCAGAUAAUCACCCAAAUAGCACAGUCACAGCAAAAUGAUGUGUAUGCAGUGGAUUGCUAUGUUGUACCAACAUGGCUACCACCACAUUGUCCAGAUACCUCGUCUUUCCCCAAUGAUUUGGCAAACAAGGAUUUUGUCCUCAUACCUAUUUGGAAACCAGGACACUACAUGCUCUGUGUUUUGAAGCUGAGAGAGAGACACAUUCUUUUCCUAGACUCCUUAUUCCAUAAGCAUCCGGAAGCCUCAGUUGGCUUUGGCGAUCAACGAUACAUUCAGAUUUGCAGUGAUCUUGCGCAGAGGAUUAUUCCAGGAGAAUGGACUGUGAUCUACAGCAAGGACCUCAAAGGUCUCCCAAGACAGAAAGAUGGCAAUGCCUGUGGGAUCUUCAUGUUAAUGUAUGCUCUUUACAUUGUGCUAGGGGCAGAUUUUGACUUCACAACUGCUGACAUGGACACAAUCAGGACAUGGUGGUGCCUGUUGCUCCUGUCUGGUCAUUCAAUUGGCACAGAAAAGGAAAAAUGA
Messenger RNA from Sander lucioperca (pikeperch), 1063 nucleotides. RefSeq lists its product as uncharacterized. The record is from RefSeq and is a predicted model, not a curated record. Gene Ontology annotation, cellular component: nucleus. Gene Ontology annotation, molecular function: deSUMOylase activity. Lineage: Eukaryota; Metazoa; Chordata; Actinopteri; Perciformes; Percidae. Bases 65 to 1063 code for a protein of 332 amino acids. Gene Ontology annotation, biological process: protein desumoylation. The transcript has 13 exons.